Phascolarctos cinereus (koala) is the source of this 1128-nucleotide messenger RNA. RefSeq names its product pancreatic alpha-amylase-like. Gene Ontology annotation, molecular function: cation binding; alpha-amylase activity. Gene Ontology annotation, biological process: carbohydrate metabolic process. The record is from RefSeq and is a predicted model, not a curated record. NCBI's taxonomy places the organism in Eukaryota, Metazoa, Chordata, Mammalia, Diprotodontia, Phascolarctidae.
AUGAAGUUCUUGCUGUUGCUUUCAGUCCUUGGGGUCUGUUGGGCACAGUAUGAUCCCCAUACCAAAUGCGGCAGAACAUCGAUUGUCCACUUAUUUGAAUGGUGCUGGGAUGACAUUGCUGUCGAAUGUGAGCGUCACCUAGCUCCUAAUGGCUAUGGAGGUGUCCAGGUCUCACCUCCAAAUGAGAAUGCAUUGAUCAAUAACUCUUCAAGACCUUGGUGGGAAAGAUACCAGCCAGUUAGUUACAAGAUAUGCUCCUGGUCUGGAAAUGAAGAUAAAUUCAGACAGAGGGUCAAGAGAUGCAAUGACGUUGGAGUCAACAUCUAUGUGGAUGCUGUAGUGAACCAUAUGUGUGGGAGUGGUUUGAGUGCUGGAACAAGUAGCACCUGUGGAAGUUACUACAAUCCUGGAACAAGAGACUUUCCUGCUGUUCCAAACUCUGGCUGGGAUUUUAAUAAUGGUAAAUGUAAAACCGGCAGUGGGGAAAUUGAAAGCUACUAUGAUAUUUAUCAGGUUAGAGAUUGCCAUUUGACUGGGCUUCUUGAUCUUGCUCUGGAGAAAGUUUAUGUGCGUUCCACAAUUGCCACUUAUUUGAACCACCUGAUUGACCUUGGUGGUGAGCCAAUUACAAGCAGUGAACACUUUGACAAUGGUCGGGUUACGGAAUUCAAAUAUGGUGCAAAACUAGGCACGGUUGUAUGCAAGUGGGAUAGAGAAAAGAUGGCUUAUUUAAAGAACUGGGGAGAAGUUUGGUCCUUAAUCCAUUCAGACAGGGUACUUGUCUUUGUGGAUAAUCAUGACAACCAGAGGGGCCAUGGAGCUGGAGGAGCUUCCAUUCUCACCUUCUGGGUUGCCAGAUUAUACAAAAUGGCAUUUGGAUUUAUGCUUGCUCAUCCUUGUGGAUUUACACUAGUGAUGUCAAGCUACAGGUGGCCAAGAAACUUGCAGAAUGGAGAGAUAUUUUUAAUUUCAACAUUUAGAAACCAGGGUCCUCCUCGACCCCCCACGUAUACUGGCCCUGCAGGUCGGGGCAGAGAAAGAGAGCUAAAUCGAAUUCUUUGUGAGAUCUGCGUCAGAAGAAAGUUUGUAACUUACUGGAUGAACCGGGAAGGCUUCAUGAUGGGGUGA